AUGAACAAAGUGGUUGAAAAUGAUGUUUUCUUGCAAGAGAGAAGAAAUGCUGCCGGAAAACUAGGGUUAUCAAGAUUGCAAAAAUGCACUGCAGCUAUCAAAAUGUUAGCGUAUGGUUUGGCUCCGGAUGCAACUGAUGAAUAUAUGCGAAUGGGCAUGAACGGUAGUAUUGAUUGUAUGCACUUGAAAUGGAAGAACUGCCCUACCGCAUGGAGAAGUAAAAACCAAGGACGCAACGGGAAAGCUACCGUUAUUCUUGAAGUUGUUGAAGAUCAAGAUUUAUGGAUUUUGCAUUCAUUUUUUGGUAUUCCUGGUUCAUGUAAUGACCUUAAUGUUCUGGAUCGUUCUCCUGUUUUUGAUGAUGUUUUGCAAGGUAAUGCACCUCCUAUAAAUUUUCAGGCAAGAUUCACCAUUGUACGACAACCAUCUCUUGCUUACGAUGAAGAUAUAUUAUACGACAUAAUGAAGGAUUGUAUCAUCUUACACAACAUGAUAGUUGAGGAUGAACGAGAUACUUAUGUCCGAGCUGAUGUGUUACGAAGGUACUAUGAAGAAGACCUUUCGAGCUUAACCGCAACAGUGAAUAAUGGUGAACCUUUUGAGUUCCAGACUGGACAACCCGUCAGCAUUAAUGCAUACUUAGGGAGAAGAACAACUUUGCAUAGCAGUCAAACUCAUCACUCUUUUAAAGAGGAUUUAAUUGAGCACAACUAG
Messenger RNA from Spinacia oleracea (spinach), 714 nucleotides. RefSeq lists its product as uncharacterized. The record is from RefSeq and is a predicted model, not a curated record. The coding region runs from base 1 to 714 and encodes 237 amino acids. The transcript is spliced from 3 exons. NCBI's taxonomy places the organism in Eukaryota, Viridiplantae, Streptophyta, Magnoliopsida, Caryophyllales, Amaranthaceae.